Saccostrea echinata is the source of this 5786-nucleotide messenger RNA. Its product is annotated as ecdysone-induced protein 78C-like. The record is from RefSeq and is a predicted model, not a curated record. Gene Ontology annotation, biological process: regulation of transcription by RNA polymerase II. The transcript has 9 exons. Gene Ontology annotation, cellular component: nucleus. Gene Ontology annotation, molecular function: zinc ion binding; RNA polymerase II cis-regulatory region sequence-specific DNA binding; nuclear receptor activity. The coding region runs from base 83 to 2194 and encodes 703 amino acids. NCBI's taxonomy places the organism in Eukaryota, Metazoa, Mollusca, Bivalvia, Ostreida, Ostreidae.
UGGAACAAAAUGCACCAUGGAAUGGAUGAGGUUUUGUUAGAGUGCAACCAUUGCUAAUCAGUUGCCUCCCCUUGGACUGGACAUGGACGUCCAGUCUUCGGUCGGUCCAUCGUCUGCCAGUCCACAUGACCUUCAGCACAAGGCCAUGAGUUUAUCCUUCAGCUCUGGAAAUCACGGAGACUCAGGUCCAGGGAUAAACAUCCCAAGUAGUGUCAACGGAAAUCUCACCAAUGGAGCUGACCAUGGGUCAAUGGUUAGCUCAAGUGGUGUGGGGUCCCUUCCAAUGUCACUGGUCAAGAAUUCGGCGAAAGCUCCCACGUGUAAAGUGUGCGGUGACGAAUCGUCGGGGUUUCAUUAUGGGGUAGACUCUUGUGAGGGAUGUAAGGGAUUUUUCCGACGUUGUAUCACACAGGGAAUGACACACAAAUGUUCUAAUGAGGAGAAAUGUGAAAUCACGCCCUUCACUCGAAACAGCUGUCAGUACUGUCGUCUCAAAAAGUGCUUCGCUGUCGGAAUGUCCCGAGAAGCCUCAAGACUUGGCAGGAGGCCAAAGAGGUUAAAGGACCCCUCCAGUGAUGCACGGGGUCACGGGGGUAACCUCCCCAUAGCCCCAUACCCCACCUCUCCCCAGGAACUACAGAAGUUACGCAUGGCUGAACUUCAGAAAGUCUUACAACAGAAUGGCACGUUCAAAGCAGAACUAAUGCAGGCUUUUCUGCAGGCAGCUCAGGUCAGCUUUCGCGAACACCAGCGCAACCCAAGCAACAGCCAACAGCAACCUCAGCAGCCGUCACAACGGCAAUCUCAGCACCAGCCGCCUCAUCAGAUGACCUCGCAAAUGAGCACGGGGGAGAUGAACGGGAAUGGCCAUGAAUCAGGAUACUCGAGCUUCAGUAGUCCGGUCAGUAGCAAAAGUCAGUCCCCGAUCACCAACGACAACAUGGGUGAAAAGUAUAACGGUAAUCAGCAGAUGAGCCUGGGGAGUACUGACAUGGUCCUAGAGGAGAUCGACAGCCUCACUAUGAACAUUAAACCCGAGCCCGGGAGUAAUUACUCUAACUGUAGUAGUCUGGAGAACAGUGGUGAUAUCCUCGCUCAGAUGGAUCUUAAAGUGUUGAACCAUUUAAAUGAAAAAAUGUUCAUGGAUCCCUCCACGCUUCUGUUUGAGAGUAGCUUCUCACCCCCCGAAGCCACGUGUAAACUUGAGCCAAAUAGUCCGAGUGUUAGUGAAGUUAUGUCUAUGGGUAGAAUGAAUCCUGACUUGAAUUUAUCAGAACAAAAUAGUCGUGCUGGGAGUUCGAACAGUGGGGGAAAAGAUCUUAAUCUGGAAAUUGAUGAAGAGGAGAUUGUGGAAACAGACGCAACAAAGUUACUGGAGGAGGUGCGACUUGGUCCUUCGGAUGUGAGACGUGCCCUGAUUGAGCAGGUCACAGAGAGUGUCGUGGAGGCUCAUUUCCAGACGUGCAAUCCCACAUAUCAAAAUGUCGCAGAAGCCAACGACAGAUUCGCAGAGAAAAUGGCCUCUGGUGAUAUGCCUGACUUCAGCAAACUGGUUAUCAACCCUAACUCAAUCUGGCAGCAGUUUGUCUCCCAGAUGGUGCCCGAGAUCACACUGGUCGUCAAAUUCUGUAAAAAGAUACCAGGUUUUGGGGAGAUUGACCAGGAUGACCAGAUUAAUCUAAUUAAGCAGGGGUCAUUUGAGGUCAUGCUGUGUCGAUUCUGUAACCUUGUGGACUACAAGAAGGGCACAAUGUUUGAUCCCGAAAUGAAAAUCAAGUGUCCAAGGGAAAUGGUGAAGAUGCUGCCUAUGGGAGAAUUCAUGGAUGAGUUCUUCAACGUAGCGGAAAUGUUUAAUCCUCUGAAGCUGACAGACGGGGAAAUUGGGCUCUUUACCUCCACACUCAUUAUCUGUCCAGAGAGGAAGGGCAUUAAGAAUGUGCGAGCUGUUAAGAAGCUCCAGUCACUGUUAUUCCAGUGUCUAUAUGCCCUCAUCAAGAAAAAUCACUUUGAUUAUGACAAUGUUUUUAUAAAGGCCAUUGGUACAAUGAAGACAUUUAAAGUGGUUAAUCUAAAGCAUCGAAUUGCUCUAAAUAGCAUGCAGAUGCAGGCCCCCUCCAAGGACAUGUUUCCUCCGCUUCACCAAGAGGUGUUUGAACAUGGUGAUUGUAGUACAGAAGAGAGCAAAAAGUCAUGAGGUGCCUGACUUAAGUUAGAAAUAUCAUUCUAUUAAAGACUUGUAUAUACAGGGCUAAACUGAUCAUGCACACAAACUAGAGAGUGGAGAGCAAGGAAAUAAACAUUUGAAAGAUCUCAAUCAGUGUCACCCAGGAGUUUGGAGAAGCUGACUUUCCUUAGACACUGCUGUCACAGCCUUAAAGGAAACUGUCAUUCUCUGAGGUGACACGGAAUCAGCUGCCCUGAGUCAUCCCUGCCACUGCUGUGUUGUGGAUUCAAAAAUAAACAAUUCGUUGCGUCUAUGAAUAGAUCCCUGUUUAGGCCAUGUGUUAGUGAAUGAUGUAUAUAUAUGUCCAACAGAAUUUGUCACUCCAAGUCACAACACAUGUAGUGAUGUGUAGUAUAACUGUUCUCAUUGUAGAAGGAGAGACAACUCCUGUUAAUCAUCAAUGCCAGCACAGCAUUGCUGUAUUGUUGUUUAUAAUGGCGAUUUACUGAUGCUACUCUAUUUUUGUGUUAGUCAUUGUUUAACUGUUAAAGACUAAUGUAAUGAUUUAGUUCCUUCAUGAAUGUAAUGUUAGACAAAAGGGGAGGAUCAAAGAUUCUGUGCCCUGCUGUAUAGACAGGAGGGGUGGAUCAAAGAUUGUGUGCCCUGCUGUUUUGACAUGAGGGGUGGAUCAAAGAUCCUGUGCCCUGCUGCAUUGGUUUAGGGUAUAAUCCUUUACUCCUGAUGUAGAUGGUUUUAUUUUCAAGGUCACCAGGGCACAUAAAAAAGCUUCUGCUUUUUGUUUGAGAACACAAUUUUUUCAGAAGUCGUUUUAUUGGUUUUGUGAUACAAUGUGUUUUUUUUUUUGUCUUCGGUUUUCGAAGAUUUUAUGAACAUUUAUCUCAUAAUCAUGCAUUGAUUAUUUCAUUUGUAGAUAUUUUAACAGAUUUGUAAAUAUAUGUCAUUUUGUAAAUAGUUUGUAUAGAUAAAGCUAUAUAUAGACUGUUAGUCAUAUUUACUUCACUGCAGAAGGGACACCCAAGAUUUUAAUUAUUUGGUAACUCAACAUUUAUUCUUAAAACUUUAAAUUUGAAGAUUUCUUCAAUCAUCUUAAAUGUCUCAUUUGGUUUCAUAUUUGCAGCUAAAUGACUGCUUUUACAUUAUUCUUGACUUGAGUAUUUGAGUUCGUGCUACAAGAGGUUUGAUAUUAUUACGUGAAGUCGUGUAUUGGACUUUAUUCCUGUAUACACUUGACAAAAAAUGACAUCUUUUUUGUUGGACAUACAUUAAUCGGGUAAAACAUUCAGUUUCUGUAAUCAGUUGAUAUUUCCACUCUUUAUGUUUACAAAUGCACAUGGUGUAUCCCUGAAUCAAGAAGUGCUACGCAUAGAUAAAUGUUCUAAAUAAAACAAGAUUAAAAAAAAAGUAAAACAAAUCUGUAGUCAUUCCACAAUGCCAGAAAAUAAUUAAUAGUGCUAGAUUAUUCUGGUUUUGAAACACAUUGGUGCCAAUAUUUUGAGUUCUCCAAUCUUCUUUUUUUUUUUUUUUUUUUUUUUGGUAAUAAUUCCAAAAAAGUGUCUAUUCAAUACAGAAGUGCUAAUUAAUUCUGUUUAUUUUUAAAAUUGUGACAUAAAUAUGAAAAAUUAAUUUUGCCUGAAAGAGGGAUGGGGGUUUGGUGUAUAACAAUAAGUUUUCAAUAUUCUAUUUUCUCAUUGUAUUGUCCACUUUUUAUUUUAAAUGUAUGAAAUAAGUAAUGGCUGAUUCAACAAUAAAAAAUAUUUUCCAAGGUAGAGAGGUCUUUUAGCUUUUGUGUUGGAUUACAAAUUUAUAGGUUGGCCCUUUAUAUGGCUAUUUAGAGACCAGCGGAGAACAUCAUUGGAUAAAUUUAAUUAAAACUGUAAACAAACACUCCAGGUAUCUCUUGUGAAAUAAUGUUUCUCUCAGGAAAUAGAAAAAAUUUAAAUCAUUUACAGAUGGAAAACUCUUCUCUCAUUCUCUUAAACAAUUUUUAUCUAAGACUGUUUUUAAUUAUGAAACUGUGAUAACGUUCUGUAUUAGACAUUGAGCCAUUUUGUAUUACUCGUGAACACACCGGAGAACUGAUGAUACACAAAUACAGACCUUAGGCUAACUCUUUAUGUUUUGUAAAUGAUGUCUAUUUUUGCGAGGAGAGUGUGUUUGUGCAAUAGGAGUAGAUGAAAUGUUUUUUUCUCAUUAAAAUCUUAAUAUUUUGUGAACAUGAUGUCUAUAGUCAGUCAGUUGUACAAAUCGACUACGAUCCCGUAACUAUGUUUUGUAUCCCCCCACCCCCUUUCUUUAAAGUGGUAGACUGAUCAUAAAUUUUUGAUUUAUUUUCAAAAGAUAGAGUACAAAAUCAAGAGUUAAGUAUUUACUUUGCUAGAAAAAGAUUUAUAUAUGUAAGAAUGACAACAGACUGCCUUAUGACUUUCUUCAGACCCGGUUUUGUACAGUUGCUCAAUAGAUUCUGAAAGAUAAUGUCUUGUCUGUGCUAUAUGUUUAUGUAUAUUGUGAUAAUUAUUAAUCAUUACUUAGUAUUUACUAAACUCUCUGAAGAAAGGAAUUUAACAAAUGUUACUCUUCUGUGAAAAAUAUUUAUUUAUAUCCAGUGUUUUAGUUAUAAUGAUAUAACGUUUUAUUUGCACGUGUAUGUUUAAAAAAAUGAAUAUUUUUCUAACAGUAAGUUGAUUUUCUUUACAAAUUUAUUGACAUUGGGAAACAUUUUUUUAUUGUAUUAUAAAUUUUUAAAAUUUUUUUUUUUAGAUUCUUUAUUUCUGAUGGUAAUGGGCUGCAGUUUUGAGAUUUUUCAGUGGGUUAAUACAAAACUGCUAAUACAAAACAUUAAGAAAUCCCAGUCGAUUUUUGCUGCUGAGAACACCUGAUAUCCUUAUAUUUUCAGACCCUGUGUAACGUAAUAUAUAUAUAACAUAAGAAAUACAUGUUACAGAGUAACUUACGUAUCCUUUGUCACAUGAUAACAUGUUGAUUUCAUCAUCACUAAUGAUUGUGUGAAGUGAUUUCUUGUACUGAGGCUGUCUUAUUGUCCAAUCAUGCGUAACCUGGUGGGCGAUUGUCCAAUCAUGUGUAACGUGGUGGACGGAGUCAAUGUUUGUCCUUCAUCAGCAGUGUGUAAAAGUUCACAUCAUCAAACAUUUAGGUGAUGUAGUUGUACAAAGACUUGAAGUCCUAACAGUAUUGUAAAACGAACACUGUAUAGCUUUUUUUUUUCCAAAUGUUAAAAAAAAUCUGUAAAAUUAUACCAAAAUAAAAUUGAGAUUUUGUAUGAAACUGUCUAUUUGAAAGAAGAUCAUGUGAUGUUUUGGAUAAAUUCUGUGUGCCGCAUUUCUAGUUUUAAGCCAUUAUAUUUUUUUUUAAAAAGAGUAACUAUCUCUUGCAUAAAGAAAUGUCUGUAAACCAGGUUAUGAUGGUUGGACACUAUCUUCAGUAGAUUUUCUAUGUUGCUGUGUCUUAUAAUUUUACUGUCCCACGGGCCGGUGAACAGUACACAUACAUGUAUGCUUUUUAUUAAAGAAAAACAUUGUAUCAUGGGUUUAUUUCUGUUAGUGAUGUCUUGAAAUGAAAUCAUUUAAAUAAUUUUAAAAAUUUG